GGGUUUUUCUCUGCCUGCUCUCACAGUUGUCGCUGGUGUUCCUGAGAAGCUUUGCAAAGUAGCAUGUGUUACUUCAGAAAACAGGAAUGGUGUCUGGUCCUGGAACUGCUACUCCUGCCUGUGAUAUCGGGACUUCAAGAUCAUUCAGAACUAGAGAUAAAUGCUAAAACCGGCAGCAACAUAACCCUGCAAUUCUUCGAGAAACCACUUGGAACCUACACACACAUCACCUGGCUUUAUACUACCAAACAGAAGAUUUUAGAAUAUGCAUAUAAGGGUACAGAGACAACCUAUGCUGGUUAUCGGGGCAGGGUCAACCUUGACAAUAUAACUGGUGCACUUCAAAUCUACAAUAUCCAGAAAGAAGACAAAGGUGACUACUACAUGAGAGUGUUGAAGAAAAGUGAGGAAGAAUACAAGAAAAUCUUGAAUGUAUUUGAUCCUGUGUCCCAGCCUACCAUAAAAAUUGAGAAGACUGAAAAUUUGCCUGACUCUUGUCACCUGAUACUGUCCUGCAAGGGAGAGCAACAGAAUGUUACAUACACUUGGUUUGAUGACUCGGGGCUUCUUCCCCAAAAUGAGGAAGCAGAUGUGCUGGAAAGAAUCAUCACUCCAAAGAACAAGUCUACAUUUUAUACCUGCCAAGUCAGCAACCCUAUAAGCAGGAAAAAUGACACCAUGUACUUCACUCCGCCUUGUACUCUGGCAAGAUCCUCUGGAGAACGUUGGAUUGCAACUUGGCUGGUCAUCAUGGCACCCAUCAUUCAUACCUUCCUGUUGACGUGAGAUGAACUCUUCUCACUUGAGAAUGAAACUUCGAGGCCACUGGAUCCUGUCUUUAUCAUCUGGAAAGCAGCUCUAACUCUAUGGGACAGAAGAAAUUGUGUUGUUGAACAUUUGUGAUGGUUUGCAUUUUCUUACCAUCCUAGAGUUAAGUACAGGGCCUUCUGCAUGCUCCAAAAAUGCUGAGCCACUGACCUAUGUGCCAAUCCCUUUACAAAGAUUUUUUUAGUAAUCUUUUAAAAGUUGUGGUUAAUAUCUAAUUUUGUAUACCCCAUUUGUUUUCCAAGAGUCAUUAAAGAUAAAUGCGUUAUUUUCACCAAAAUACAUAACUACAUUAUGCUAAUGGUUUUUCUUUUUUAAAAUUGAUUCUUUUCUCAAACAAUAUAUCUUAAUUAGUUUCCUCUCCCUUUAAUUCUCCCAGUUUGACACUACUUCUAAUAGGUAACAACAAAACAUAACAAAAUAAAAUAUAAUAAGCUAAAACAAAAACCAUCACAUCAAAGUUGGACAAGGCGGGCUGGAGAGAUGGCUCAGUGGUUAAGAGCAUUGCCUGCUCUUCCAAAGGUCCUGAGUUCAAUUCCCGGCAACCACAUGGUGGCUCACAACCAUCUGUAAUGAGAUCUGGCGCCUUCUUCUGGCCUGCAGACAUACACACAGACAGAAUACUGUAUACAUAAUAAAUAAAUAUUUAAAAAAAAAAAAACAAAAAAACAAAGUUGGACAAGGCAAUUCAAAAAAAGGAAAAGUGCCCAAGAAUCAGAGACCCACUCAUUCAAAUACCCAGAAGUCCCAUAAAAAUGUUAAACUAAAGCUAUAAUGUAUAUGCAAAGGACCUGAUACAGAGCUGUGUGGGCCCUGUACUUGCUGCUUCAGUCUCUCUAAGUUCAUAAUGACCUUGCUCAGUUAAUUUAGAGAGACUUGUUCUCCUGGUGUCCUCCAUCCUCUCUGGCUUUUAGUCUUUCCACCUCCACUUCCACAGGGUACCCUUAGCCCUGGGGGAGGGAUAUGAUGGAGACAUCUCAUUCAGAGCUAUAUAUCACUCUCUCUCUCUCUCUGUCUCUGUCUCUAUCCUUCCCUCCCUCUACCCCCCCUUCAUAAUGUCUGGCUGUGGGAUUAUGUAUUUGUUCCCAUCUAUUGCAGCAGGAAGUUUCUCUGAUGGCUGAAUAAGGCACUAAUCUAUGAGUGUAGCAGAAUACCAAUAGGUAUUUUAUUUUACCCUUUUCUUUUUGUUUAGACCAGUAGUAUUUGGUUUUACCAUAGGUCACCCAAGCAGUGUCAGGUUCAUCUCAUGGAGUGAGCUUUAAGUCAAAUCAGACAUUGGUUGGCUAUUCCUGCAAUCUUUGUGCCCACCAUUGCCCUAGCAUAUUUUACAGGCAGGACAAAUUGUAAGUCAAAGGUUUUGUAGCUGGGUUGGUGUUUACAUUUCUCUUUGGGUAACCUGUAGAGUGCCUUCUUCUACCAAAGACUCUAAAAUGAUUGGGGUGAAGUUUCAACAUAGGUACCUGUUUGACAGCUCCAUGUUCAAUGUGUUGUGUGAGUGCUGUCUUCAGCACUAGAACCUUACUGGUUGGUUUGUGGGGAUCAACCUUGGUCAAAGCUUGGUAAAAGCCUGGGUUGUUUGGGUAUUUCCAUGCGACCUUUUUGGCCAACAACUCAAUUGGAUGUAACCCAGUUCAAGUACUGGAAGCUUCAUUUGAAGACAAGAGAUGGCCAAUUGGAAUUCUAUCUUGCUUAUAAUUUGGAGACUUCAUUAGAAUUAUCUCCAUAUAGCUUAAGAAGGUUCCAGUGCACCAGCUUUUUAUACCACUCCUCAAAUACACCUUAAUUCCACCUGAUUCUCCCUACAUUCUUUCUCUCAAUCCUAUUUCCCCUACACCUCCCCACAUGACCCUCCUGUUCCUGUCCUCCAUCUCCCAGUCUACCCAUAAAAUUUAUUCUAUUUCUCCCUCCCAGGGAAAUCUAUGUGUCUCCUUCUCAAGCCCUUCCUCUAUACCUAACUUCUCCAAGUCUUUGGACUGUAGUUUGGUUCUCAUUUUUUUUAAAGACUAAUAUCUACAUAUAAGUGAAUACAUACCAUAUUUAUCUUUCUGGGUCUGGGUUACCUUACUCAGACUGAUUUUUUUUCUAGUUCCACCCAUUUGCCUGCAAAUUUAGUGAUAUCAUUAGACUUGUCAUUUUUAACAGAUGAAUAAUAUUCCAUCAUGUAAAUGUACCACAUUUUCUUUAUCCAUUCUUAAGUUGAGGGACAUCUAGUUUGCUUCCAAUUUUUGGAUAUUUUGAAUAGAAAAACAAUGAACAUGGUUUUGAGCAAGUGUCCUUGUGAUAGGAAGAAGUGAACUUUGAAUAUAUGACCAAGAAUGGUAUAGCUGGAUCUUGAGGCAGAUCAGUUCCUAUCUUCAUGAGGAACUGUCAUAUUGACUUCCAUAGUGGCUACACAAGUUUGCACUUCCAACAGCAUUGGAGGAGUGUUCCCCUUACUCCACAUUCUUGCCAGCAUGAGCUGAUUUGUGUUAUUGAUCUUAACCAUUCUGAUGAUAGGUAUAAGAUGGAAUCUCAAAGUAGUUUUGAUUUGCAUUUCCCAGAUGACUAAGGGUGUUGAACAAUUAUUUAAGUGAUUCUCAGACAUUUGAGUUCCCUAUAUUAAAAACAUUUCUGUUUAGAUCUGCACCCUAUUUUUAAUCAAACUAUUUGGGGUUUUGGUGUCUAGUUUCUUGAGUUCUUUACAUAUUUUGAGUAUUAGUCUGCUAUCAGAUUCAGAUUUGAUGAAAAAAUUUUCUCAUUCUGUAGGCUGCUACUUUUUCCAAAUGACAGGGUCCCUAGCCUUACAGAAGCUCUUCAGUUUCAUGAACUCCCAUUUAUUAAUUGUUGAUCAUAGUGCCUGUGCUAUCAGCAUCCAGUUGAAACUCUGUUCUUGGCCAAUGAGUUCAAUUCUAUUCCCCACUUUAUCUUCUUCCAUUCAGUAUAUCUAGCUUUAUGUUGAGGUCCUUGAUCAUUUUGGAGUUGAGUUUUGUGCAGGAUGAUAAGUCUGGGUCUCUUUGCAUUCUUCUGCAUGCAAACAUCCAGUUUAAUCAGAACCAUUUAUUCAAGAAGUUGUGUUUUUUUCCCAGUGUGUGUUUCUGGCUGCUUUAAUCAAAACCAAAUGUCCAUAGGUAUGUCAACGUCUGGGUCUUCAGUUCGAUUUCAUUUAUUCAUGUUUGUUUUUGUGCUGGUAUCAUGUGGUUUUUAGCUUUACAGUACAACUUGAAAUUGGUGAUGGUGAAAGUUCCCACAGUGCUUUUAUUAUUUAGGAUUGUUUUAGAAAUCCUGUUUGAUUUUUGUGUGUGUUCUCAUAUGAAGCUGAAAAUGGACAUUUCAAGGUCUUUAAAAAAUUAUGUUAGAAUUUCUAUGAGGAUUGCAUUGACUCUGUAGAUGGUGUCUAACAAGACAGACAUUUUUAUUAUAUUAAUCCUACCAAUCCAUGAGCAUGGGAUAUCUUUCCAUCUUCUAAUAUCUUCUUCAAUUUCUCUCUUCAAUGACUUGAAGGUUUUUUUUUAUUAUACAAGUCUUUCACUUGCUUGGUUAGAAUUAAGACAGAUAAACCUAGAGAGGAGGGGAAAUGGGGAAAAACUAGAAGGAGUAGUGGGAGGGGGAGCUAUAAUCAGGAUAUAUUGUAUGAGAAAAGAAAAGAAUCUAUUUUCAACAAAAGGAAAAAAUUAAAAGGAAAAUUACACAUUUCUUUUAGGUUUUCCAAUUUGGGAAAAUAUAGAUUUUUCAUAUAUGUCCUUAUGAUUUCCUCAGUAUCUGUUGUUAUGUCCUCUUUUCAUCUAUUUUUUUAUUGAAUUUUGUUGACCUCUCCAUUUUUCUGUGCUCCCCCCCCCCUGCCUCUCCCCUUCCCUUCAACCCUCUCCCAAGGUCCCCAUGAUUUACUCAGGAGAUCUUGUAUUUUUCUACUACCCAUGUAGAUGACAUCUAUGUAUGUCUUUCUUGGGGUACUCAUUGGUGUCUAGGUUCUCUGGGGUUGUGAUUUGUCAGCUGGUUUUCUUUGUUUUAUGUUUAAAAACCACUUAUAGUGAGUACAUGUGAUAAUUAUCUUUCUGGGUCUGGGUUACCUCACUCAAAAUGAUGUUUUCUAGACCCAUCCAUUUGCCUGCAAAAUUCAAGAUGUCAUUAUUUUUUUUUUCUGCUGUGUAGUACUCCAUUGUGUAAAUGUACCACAUUUUCCUUAUCCAUUCUUCAGCUGAGGGGACUUUAGGUUGUUUCCAGGUUCUGGCUAUGACAAACAAUGCUGCUAUGAACAUAACUGAGCACAUGUCUUCUGUAGGAAGUCUUACAGCCAGUGGUUCCCCACCCAUUGGGGCAUGGAAUCAUACUAUUUAUACCAAUGUACAGUGUGCGUCUGGCCUCUUUUCCAGCUGUGGGAUUCAGUUUCUGUUCUCCAUUCCAGCAGAGGAUUCUGACUUGUGAGUCUACCCCCCAAAUAAAUGUCUAUUUUUCUCA
Molecule: messenger RNA, 5259 nt
Organism: Alexandromys fortis (reed vole)
Lineage: Eukaryota; Metazoa; Chordata; Mammalia; Rodentia; Cricetidae
Gene: Cd48
Product: CD48 molecule
Exons: 4
Coding region: 64-786 (240 amino acids)
Biological process (GO): natural killer cell activation involved in immune response
Cellular component (GO): external side of plasma membrane
Molecular function (GO): MHC class I protein binding
Source: RefSeq, a predicted model, not a curated record